Molecule: messenger RNA, 1494 nt
Organism: Coffea eugenioides
Lineage: Eukaryota; Viridiplantae; Streptophyta; Magnoliopsida; Gentianales; Rubiaceae
Product: F-box protein At4g22280-like
Exons: 3
Coding region: 1-1494 (497 amino acids)
Molecular function (GO): protein binding
Source: RefSeq, a predicted model, not a curated record
AUGGCUGAUAUUCCAGACUGUAAGGCUCUCAAAAGAAAUGCUAAGACCCCAGAUGGCAAUGAUGAAGAAAUUGAUAGGUUGAGUGCCCUUCCGGAUGAAAUUCUCUGCCACGUCCUGUCAUUCCUUUACAGUACAGAAGAUGCAGCACUGACCUCAGUCCUAUCCACUAGAUGGAGAAACCUUUUUGUUCAACUUCCUGAUGUUUAUCUCAGCAUCAAUACAGCUAGGCCUUUUAUGGGCGAAGAUGCUGAUCCGGAUCUUAUGUUCCCUGAUUUUCUAAACUUCGGCUUUAGACUUAUUCUGCGACGAAAUGGAGCUCCUUUAAGGAAAUUUCGUCUCUUUGUAAGACCCUGUGGUGACAAUUAUCGAUUAGGAAUUCACUCGUUGAUAUCCGCUGCACUUCUGUGCAAGGUCAAAGAACUUGAUAUUUGUCUGAUGGAGGAUGAAACAAGCAGAUUAUCACCACCGUUAAUGUUCACCUGCAAAACACUAGUAAGUUUGAAACUGUGGAAGGCUGUGGAUCUGAUCAUCCCUGACUUAGUUUCUUUACCAAACCUUAAGGUAAUGCACUUGAUAGGCUUCAAAAUGGUAGAUGAAGGUUCUAUUCAGAGGUUUAUUGACUGCUGUCCUUUGCUUGAAGAAUUGAUACUGAAUUUUGAUCAUUUAAGCAACAUGGAUGGAGUUCUUGAUAUUUCUAGUCUUUUACUUAGAAAACUCGAACUGGGAUGCUUGGAAGGUGAGUUUAGUGUUGUUUUGAAGUUGACCCAUCUUGAAUAUCUAGAAUUCGUGGACUACGGAAAUCAUAAAGUUUAUCUAGAUACGCCAAAUGUUAAGUAUUUCAAGUAUACUGGUUAUGCUUCUGAUAUCAGUUUCGUCCGGAAUAUGUCGUCCCUUGUUAGAGCCACGAUAGGGCUAGAGUUUAAUCCAGAAGAAAUAACUGAAAGCAGUUUGUUGGUGCGAAGUCAGCGAGGUUUUGAGCUUAUUAAGGGGUUACAAAGUGUGAAAUCACUUCAUUUAUAUGGGCAGAGUCUGCAGAUGGUCUAUUAUUGUCAACAAUCAUUGCCGACUUUCAGCAAAUUGAAGAGUUUGGAGCUCGAUACCUCUAUUGAUGGUGACUUUGAUCAUGUUCUGUUCUGGAAAGUGGUACCAAGCUUACUGGAAAUUGCUCCUAACCUUGAAGUGCUCAUCUUUCCUUUUGUGUAUAGGUACGAGCUAUAUGUAGAAGAAUUUAGCUGCUUUUGGCCAAAGACUAUUCCAGCAUCCUUCAUACAACAUCUCAAGGAGAUAGAAAUCGAACGUUUCAGGGGGCAGGAAGAUCAGUUCAAGCUAGUUGAGCACCUUUUGGAGAAUGGAAAAUCUUUAAAGAAGAUGACUGUUGGUGUUGUUAUAAAGCCUUGGUUGUCUUGGUCAGAAGAGUGCAACAGGAUAUUGUCAUUCCGAAAAUGUUCCAAGGAUUGCCAGGUUGUAUUUGUUAGGACAUAUGAUUGGGACUGA